GUCAACGCGCAGGUCAUUCCCUGGUGGCGGGAGAAACAGAAAUAGGGAGGGAAAACAUCGAUAUCUUGGCAAAAUUUCCCGACUUUUACCUCCACAAUGGCGACUGAGAGUGGAGUCUGGGCCUGGGAUCACACUAAGGAAGCCUUGGCGAAGUUAGAGUGCCUUUUGAAGUGCGGAAAAUGUGGUCAUCUAUUGAAGGAGCCCUGCUCUCUCGGAAGCUGUGAGCAUCUUUUCUGCAGGUCAUGUGUGUGGCAGGACGUAGGGAACAGCUGCCCAGUGUGCGACAUGCCAGCCUGGGUCAGAGAUGUCCAGACCAACCGCCGGCUGGAGGCACUGGUCAGUCUCACCGGGCAGCUACGAGCUGUCCUGGACGGGACAACUGCAGCGGAACCCCAGGAGAAUGAUAUGGAAAAGACUGACCAGAAGCAGACAGAAGAGAUUUCGAUGUCAAAUGCUGAGAUGGAAAUUCAGGAGCAGGAAGCUGGCACUAAAGUGGGCCACGUAGGUGUGAUGGAGGAGAUGACUGAUGACCAUCCAGUAGAGCAGGACCACAAAGGUGUGAUGGAGAACAUGCCUGAUGAUGAACCCUGUACAGACCAGCCAAAGACAGUUUUGAAGGAAACUCCUGCUCAAGGAAGCACCCAGAAAAAUCCUUCUGAAGAAAAUAAGGAAGAUGUCCCAGAGCUUCAGACACCCACCAAGGAUCAGGGUAAGAAGGCCACCAAGAAACGGGGUGGCAGUAAACAGAAGUGCCAGGUCACCUUGAGAGCAAGGACAAAGAAGAGUUACGCAGAAGACAACUACAGUUCAGAGGCAGAGAGUGAGAAAGAGUCUGCAUCUAAACCGCCUGAUCCUCUGUCAGUGUUCGACUUCCACGGGUCUCCCACUCGUGCGAAGAAGGCCUCUAAGCAGACGGGAAGAAAGCUGAAAAAUCCUGCUUCCUUCAACUUCUUCCCAGCACCUAGCCAGGUGGGUCAGAAGUCAGGUCAGGGGUCAGGUCAGGGGUCGGGUCAGGGGGCAGGUCGAAGGUUCAGACGGGUCACCAAAGAAGGACUAGCAGACAAGAACCAGCAGUGGGGGUUCUCAGAUUCUGGAAGGAAGAAGAAACAAGGGAGGAGGUCCAGUCCCUGGAAGAGCCAAUUGGAGAACUCCCUUGUCAGGAGGGUUUGCUUUGCAGUGGAAAAGGAGGAGGAGGAAAAAUGUGAAGGAACAAGAAACAAAGGAACUGAAGAAGCAGCUGAAGAGGAAGAGAUGGAACAAAUGAGGAAUGGGGGAAUGGAAGAAGCAGAGAUGGAGGUAGAAAAUUGUACAGGAGUGGGGAAUGAAGGAAUGGAAGAGGCAGUCACAGAGGAUAUGUCUGUAGAGGAUGAAGAGAGCAAAGAGCCAGCUGCAAGGGAAGUCGCACAAGGUGACAAGCCUGUAUCUGUCAAAAAUAAGAAGCUGAAAACUUCAAAGAAGACACCAGACGGACAUCUUGAGGCUGUUGCCCUUCAGGAGGAAGGAAGUAAAGAAGAAAAAGAAGAGGUUACCACUGAGGUAGAGAACUCUUCUACACCUGAAGACAUUGAGAUGCUGCAGGAGUUACACACUGGAAAACCUCAAGAGCAAGACACUGCAUCUCCAUCUGGUGAACAAACAGGUAAGAAGAGAAGGAGGAGGAGUGGAAGACUUAGUGACAGAGAUAAGAGUGUGGAGAAGGUCGGCACCUCUACAAGAGGAAAUGAGAAUUCUCCUCAGAGCUGUGACACCCCAAAGGCAGGUCUCAAGAAGAGGGGAAAAUCUCCAGUACCAAGGAAAGCACUGCUGUCUGAGCAAGAUGAAGAUAGCACACCUUUAAAGAAAGUUCACAAGAAAGUCAACAGUAGUCUAGAAGAAGACGAUGAAGAAAGUGCCGACACCUUAAGGAGAAAAGUUGAUAACCGAGACAAAACAAGAGGAAACGUUACAAAAGAUGAAGGGAGAGUUAGCCUAUCCCCUGUUACCACUCCACAAAGUAAGGCAGGGUCAAAGGGCAGGAGGUCAUCAGUCCUGACCCCCAGGGGUCACAGGUCAAGCCCACGGGGGUCACCAGGUCAUGUGAUGAAGAGGAACGUGAGAGGGGAGACACCGCUGCACCUGGCAGCCAUCAAGGGAGAUGUGGAGACAGUUUUACUUCUACUGAAAGAAGGUGCUGACCCCAAUGUCAGGGACAAUGCAGGAUGGACACCAUUGCAUGAGGCAUCAAACCACGGACACACAAGGGUGGCGGAGGUUCUACUGGAUCACGGCGCGCUGAUCAACACCACCGCAUUCGAAAACGACUCUCCCCUCCACGACGCUGUGGCCAACGGAAGGGUGGAGGUUGCUAGGUUACUGGUGUCCAGGGGAGCUUCACUAGAUGUCAGGAACAAACUUGGGUUCCUACCAGGGGACCUUGCCACUACUGAGGCCAUGAAGGAGGCCCUCAGCACCAAGCCUCUACACACACAGCCACAGGUUGUCAUGACAACAAGCAGCCAGGUCGGCCAGGUCGUUGCCUUGGCAACAGGGCUGGACAACAAACAGAGGGAAGCCCUGGAGCAAUGCAUGCUGGUCCUGGAUGGAAAAGUGGUGAAAACAUUCAGCAACCAAGUGACCCAUCUGGUAGCGGCCUGUGACGAAGCCGGGCACUGUUCUCGCACUAUGAAGUACCUCCGCGGGGUUCUCACCGGGAAGUGGAUCGUCAGUUUCAAAUGGGUGUCUGCCUGUCUGGAGCAGCAGCAGUGCGUACCUGAGGGGCCGUAUGAAGUCCUGGGCACCACGGCUAAACCUGGCAGUACAGGGGCCAGCAAGGGGUGGAUUAACAAGGAACAACAGCUGCCAGGGCUGUUCGAUGGUUGUCACUUCUUCCUGCACGGAAAGUUCCAGAGUCCGACCCCCCCCAGGAAGGAGCUGUUAGAGCUGAUCGCAGACGGGGGAGGGGGGGUGCUGACCAGGGAACCCAAACCUGACAGUGACUGCUUACAGGCCUCGACUACAGUUGCCUACCACGCCCGUAAGGACUCAGACCUGGCCCACUGUUCACACUUCAUCCUGUACGACCAGAAAUCUGCCAAGACUCCGCCCAGGGUCCGCACGGCCAAACUGUGCACGGUUCCUGUCAGCUGGCUCAUGGACUGUGUGACGGUCUUCAGCCUGAUGGAACUACCCGACUGAUGCUGUUGUUUUAAAGUAAUCUUUAUUGCAACGUACAUACAAGAUGAAAGGUCGAUGCAGCUUGGGUAAAGCCUAGGACAGCCCUUUAUCUCUUGGCUUAGUUUGCCUCUUAUACUAAGAGGAGGGCACAGGGCAAACUACUAACUUGAUUAUGCCAUGUCACUUUUUUUUUUAAAGAUUCAAGAUAUAUUUAUUGAUCAAACAUUGCAGUUGGGAUGCCACUGAAUUGCAUUCAAAUGUUAUGACAACAUACGAUAUUGCACAUAUAACUAGCAUUCAUACAGUAUUGCACUUCAUAUUAAUGGUUUACAGUCACUAAAACAAGUAUAACAUUUCGUAAGUGUAUACAAUGUAGCAAAAUAGUCAAGGAAGUUGGUUGCUCCAAAUAGUUUUAAUAAAAAAAUGUACACGUUACAAUUUGUGUUUUUGUGUUUCUCCUGAUUGUCUACGGGUCAGGGACUCAAUAUAUGGCUAUGUUGAUUUGA
Molecule: messenger RNA, 3659 nt
Organism: Branchiostoma belcheri (Belcher's lancelet)
Lineage: Eukaryota; Metazoa; Chordata; Leptocardii; Amphioxiformes; Branchiostomatidae
Product: BRCA1-associated RING domain protein 1-like
Exons: 12
Coding region: 97-3174 (1025 amino acids)
Molecular function (GO): protein binding
Source: RefSeq, a predicted model, not a curated record